This is a messenger RNA of Patella vulgata (common limpet), 2289 nucleotides long. RefSeq names its product THO complex subunit 5 homolog A. The transcript has 18 exons. The record is from RefSeq and is a predicted model, not a curated record. Bases 87 to 2144 code for a protein of 685 amino acids. Lineage: Eukaryota; Metazoa; Mollusca; Gastropoda; Patellidae. Gene Ontology annotation, cellular component: THO complex part of transcription export complex. Gene Ontology annotation, biological process: positive regulation of DNA-templated transcription, elongation; mRNA export from nucleus. Gene Ontology annotation, molecular function: mRNA binding.
UACUUCCGGUUGAAAAAAAAAAAAAAAAAUCUACCGGUACGGUAACUUUCCAUAGAUUUUAAUCAAUGAUUUGAUAAAAGAUAAACAUGGCAUCAAUAACUAAAGAUGGAGAUAAAGAUAGAAAGAAAAAGAGAAUAAUCAAAACAGAAUCUUCAUCCCCAGAUGUUAAAAAGAGCAGAGUCGAACCAUCGAAGGAUGGGGCAGCUUUAUUUUAUGCCGAAGAAACAGAAGUUGAUACACGAGACCCACAGAAAGAUUUAGACUUAUUUGAAGGAGCAUCCAGUGUUAUUAAAAAUGCUGUUACAGACAUACAAGCCAUGCGAGUCAGUGGCAAGAUGAAUAAUGCUGUAUUAGACGAAAAAAGAAUCCAGGCUACUCUACAGUUUGUUACAUUAAAGAAGAUGAAUAGAUUAUCACAUUUUAGAUGUCGUAAAGUCAGAGAAGCUACAAAUGAGGCUAAACAAAGAAUAGAUCAAUAUCAUUUACAACUCCAGAAUCUUUUAUAUGAAGCUAUGCAUCUUCAAAAAGAGAUAAAUAAAUGUUUGGAAUUUAAGUCUAAAGAUGAAGAAAUUGAGUUAGUGCCAGUUGAACAGUUUUACAAAGAAGCUCCUGAAGACAUUUCUAAACCUAAAAUAACUGAAAAUGACGAUCACCAGUUGACAUUGUCAAGAUUAGAUUGGGAAUUAGAACAAAGACAGAGGUUAUCUAAGAAAUUAAAAGAAGUUUCCUGUAGUAAAGAUGAAAUAUUAAAAGAAAUUGACACAAAGCAAGAAUAUCUCGACAGUUUACAACCAAAACUUAACUCAAUUCUGGAGGCUACUAAACCUGUACAAUCAUAUUUGAACAUGCCGUAUGAUGAGACUAGAGAACAACAUCAAACAGCUCUACAUUUACCUCAUCCUCUCUAUGUUCUAUAUAUGCAAUCUUCAGCUUAUAAAGAUGCUUGUGACAAAUAUUUGAAAGUUACUAUAGAAGGAGACAUUCAUUCAGCGAAAACUUUAGAUAUGUCUGUGCAAGAAAUAGAAGAAGAUAGUGACAGCGAUAAUGAAGAACAAGAAAAGAAAACAAGACGGCGCAAAACAACUGAAGAUAGAAGAUCUGACAAGAAACAAAGAGUUCUACGUAAACAUCCCCUAACGGUUGCCAUGGAGAUUAGUUGUAAAGAAGGAAGUAAACUACUACUUACAUUUUCCUAUUUACUACAACUAGAGAUAAUUACAGUACAAGUUAAAGUUAUACCAAGUUGUUUAGAUGCUGUACACAAUUCUAUAUCAGGAGGGGAUUUACUGUUGCCAGACUCUAUAUUAAAUGAACUGUAUCCUGGUGACCAUGGUAACAACACACCCAAUCCAGCCAAUCAGUAUGAACUUCAGAGAAUGGGUCUACAUGAGUUCAGUGAUUAUGUAAGUCAAGUAGGUCGACCAUAUCAGUGGACACAAUGGUUGGGAGGUUUACAGUUUCUUGGUGAUGGUAACCCUGUUACUGUUAGAAGUUCUUUUAGUUCGGCUUAUAUGCAACAAACAAUAAAACAGUUACGUAAAAGAUUAAAGGCUAGAUUGGCAUUACUACAUCAACUAGCAACAUUAGAGAGAAACAGUAUACCAGUAAGUAGUUGUCUUAUCGAUAUGUUUCCUGUUAAAGUCUUGAGUCGGCUUGUAUCCUGGAAACGAUCUACAUAUGAAGAUUUUUGUAGUCUAGAUUAUACCAAAAAUAUAACAGAAGGAGACAUGGUAUCAGAAACUGAUAUUUUCUUUACAGCUGUAAUGGAGAGAGGUUCAGCUAAAUUAACUUGUCAGGUUGUAGUAGGUGCUGACUAUCCUACAGUACCACCAUUGUUUGUUGUUAGUAUUUCCUGGCAAGUUCAAAGAAAUGCUACAAAUGACGUCCAUAUAAAGGAACUAGAAGAAGAAGUAAAUGUACAUUAUACAGAACUAAUCAAACCUAAAACCCGAGAUAACCUAUUAUCCAAUCAACUUCAACGACUUCUCAUGUGUUUCGAUGUUUAUUUAGAAACAGAAUCACAUGACCUAUCCGGGCCAGUUGAAAUACCUAAAGAUAAAGUAUUCACUAGAGUUGCCAGGGGGCCAGAUAGAAAGAAACCGUAUAAAUAUAUACCAGAUCUUGGUAUAUUUACACAUCGUUAGUACUUAUUGUACAUUCAUAUUGUAUAUAUUGUAUUUCACCAUUAAUACAGAAUAGUUUUAACACUUAUUGUACCUAUAUUCUGUAUUGGUGUCAUCACAAAUAGUAUGCUGUCUUAUUCAUACAAUAAACAAAUUAAUCAAUGUA